AAUUAAAAAGUUAAUAACUGCGGGCAACGUACUGUAUAGUUCAUAUAAAUAUACAAGUGCUUGAAUUCUCUAUCCAUGCAUAAACAAUUGAAGAAGAAUAGAUAUCCGGCGGGCGGGCAUAUAUACCAUCAUGUCGUCUGGCUCAUUCAUUUCAAUUCCAAUGGCAAUACUCGUGUGCGUGUUGUUCCUCCUCGUACCGUCCUCAGAAUCUGCAGUAUCAAGACUUGGAAAUGCCCAAAGAGUAGCAGCAUCUGCGGAGGUGAAGUGCGCGGAAGAUCAGGCUGCUGCGGCAGCGCCGCCGGCGAAGCAAAGAACAUGGUGCAUAGCAAAGCCGUCGGCAUCGUACCAGGAGCUGAUAGACAACCUGGGGUACGCAUGCAACUUGGUCAACUGUUC
Molecule: messenger RNA, 396 nt
Organism: Cuscuta epithymum
Lineage: Eukaryota; Viridiplantae; Streptophyta; Magnoliopsida; Solanales; Convolvulaceae
Source: the annotation of a GenBank genome assembly